Molecule: messenger RNA, 1536 nt
Organism: Raphanus sativus (radish)
Lineage: Eukaryota; Viridiplantae; Streptophyta; Magnoliopsida; Brassicales; Brassicaceae
Exons: 1
Coding region: 1-1536 (511 amino acids)
Source: RefSeq, a predicted model, not a curated record
AUGUCGCACGCUUUGGAUAAGGAGAUGAUGGCGUUAUCACUAAAGGAGGAAGAUGAACCGUUCAUGAUGCCUGAUUUGCCUCAAUUCAGGUCCACAGAAAGAAAUGCCAGAAGUAUUAUUGGGAGAAUUCUCAACCCGGAUUGUCAGAAGAUGUCGGCGCUCAUACAUGACAUUCCCCGAAAGUGGCAAAAGCAAGGACGAGUAAGAGGGGUGGCGUUAUCAAAAGAGUGUUUCCAGUUCAUCUUUGAUCAUGAACAUGACCUCAUCGAUGUUCUGGAGAAAGGAGUACAUACCUUUAAUGACUGGGCGCUAGCAAUCGAUCGAUGGGUGGAGUACCCACCGGAAGACUACCUUCAAUACAUCAAUAUCUGGGUUCAAAUCAGGAAUAUCCCAGUGAAUCACUACACUGUGGAAGCUAUCACGGUCCUGGCGGAAAUCUUAGGCGAAGUAAAAGUUGUUGCUUUUGAUCCUGAUAAACCCCAAGUUCAGGACUUUGUCAGAGUUCAGGUGAGAUUUCAUGUCUCAAAACCGUUGAGGAAGUCCAAGGUUAUUGAUCUCAAAGAAGGUGGCUCGACGGUGAUCAAAUUCAACUAUGAAAGAGUGCAGAAACGAUGUUAUGAGUGCCAGAGACUCAAUCACGAAAGAGAUGUUUGUCCGUUGCUGAUAAAGCAGAGGAAGGAGGCAACGGCUGAAAGAAGACAGAGAGUUCUUCAAGAAAAAAUGAGGAGCGAGAAGUUUUUACAACCUGAUGACCCUCUGUUUGGGGUCUUAAGUGAAGACCAAGUAGGGAUAUCUGCCAUAACAGGGAGAAGGAAAAUUUCUCAAGAAGUGUUAGAUGAGAUGAGAAGAUACCUGCUCAUGGCAACUGAUGGAGAUAGACUCGUGCGAGUGGAAAGAGUUCGAUCGUCAAUAGCGGAAGCUGAGAAGGACCCAAAGAUCAGAAAAACCAUUUUGAGGUUGGAAGCAGAACCGGUGGUCACAAAGCAGUUGGACAAAGGGAAGGGCAGGGUAUUUGAUUUCGAUCUUAACUCUCCUGUGGAUGCUAAUGCAAAGGAAAGAAGUGAAGGUAGAAAGCUUAUGGCGGCAUCAAUGAAAGCAUAUAAAUGUGAGCAACCUUCCCUUGUUUCUCAAGAAAUCCAACUAAGGACAAGUCAAGUAACUAAAGACCUAGUACUUCCAAGAGGCUCGGUACCAUACUCUGUUCAAGACAAAGAAGAUGGUAUAGCGGAGAGGAGGAGUGGAUCGGUGCCUUUGGCAAUCAACUCUACGGAAUAUGACACUGGUUACCUAGUAACUAAGCCAUCCGGUGUUGUAAAGAAAACAUCUCACCCUCGACGCAGACCCUAUAUUAAAAAGCGUAAGGAACAGAAAGGAGCUCCAUCUAAUAUCUUACAAGACCUCUAUGGUAAAGAAGGAGCUGACACAAAGAUAGAAGUUAAAAGAAAAGGGGCUACGGAGGAGGAGGAAGAACAACAUGUUGCUCAACGCAAAGAGCCAAGGGUGAUCCCGACUGAGGGAUCGCCGCAAUCAAGAUGA